Molecule: messenger RNA, 1290 nt
Organism: Drosophila grimshawi
Lineage: Eukaryota; Metazoa; Arthropoda; Insecta; Diptera; Drosophilidae
Product: aspartic proteinase A3
Exons: 1
Coding region: 6-1139 (377 amino acids)
Biological process (GO): proteolysis; cell death
Cellular component (GO): lysosome
Molecular function (GO): aspartic-type endopeptidase activity
Source: RefSeq, a predicted model, not a curated record
UCAAGAUGCCACGAACUUGGUUGUUAUUUCUCAGCGAGAUGCUGAUUUUCUUUUAUACGUUGGCUGUGAUGAGUGUCCUGCGAGUGGCAUUGGAGGUACAGGAAAAGACAAUGGACAGUCAGCUAUAUGUGAGUCUGUUUGCUUUAGAGAAGCUGCAGCUUGUGCUGGAGAAUCGCGAGAAUGUGGAGUAUUAUGGACGCAUUGGAAUGGGUACACCGCCCCAGUUAUUUAGAGUGCUCUUCGAUACCGGUUCGGCCAAUACUUGGCUGCCUUCAUGCAAUUGCCCCGAUAAUAAUAUAGCCUGCCAGCGUCACAGUCGCUACAAAGCGCACAAGUCAAAAAGUUAUGUGAAAAAUGGACACAACUUCUCCAUUGCAUAUGGCAAUGGACAUGUGAGUGGCUAUCUGUCCCAGGACACAAUACAAGUGGGCGAUGCGAUAGUACCAGGCUUGAUAUUUGGCGAGACAUUGUCGCAUCAUCAAUCGACCUUCGAAGGUACGACUUUCGAUGGCAUUGUUGGGCUGGGCUUCAGCCAAAUUGGUUGGCAAAACUCGACCCCGUUCCUGGAGCUCUUCUGCCAGCAGCAUCAAUUCGAGCGAUGCAUAUUCUCUGUUUAUCUGCGUCGCAUGCCCGGCGAACUCUACGGAGGCGAGAUUAUAUUUGGGGGCAUCGAUAGCUCCCGCUACAAGGGCGUGUUGCACUAUGUACCUGUGUCUGUUGUCGGUUACUGGCAGUUUGAAAUAUCGGCCAUAUUUGUGGACAGUCGUCCCUUCCAUGGCCCAGUCACUGCCAUUUUGGAUACGGGUACCUCACUGAUUCUAAUACCUCAGACCGUCUUCAGUCAGGUACAAGAGGCGAUUGGGGCAAAGAUAAAGAACGAUAGCUAUGCCGUCAGCUGUGACAGGCAGGGGCUGCUGGAUAUUCAGUUUCAAAUUGGAGACGAGAGCUUUACACUAAGGCCCGAAGACUAUGUAGUAAGACUAGAGACUGCAGAGGAGACGACUUGUACAAGUGGAUUUGCGCCAAUCGAAAGCAGUUUCUGGGUGCUUGGAGAUAUCUUCUUGGCGCGCUUCUAUACUGUUUAUGAUGCGGAGGCCAAACGCAUUGGACUUGCCGAAGCAGUCCUAGAUUUGGACUAGUAUUUUAUACAACAUUAAUUAUUAUUUUAUUUCAAGAAAUAAAACCAUAAAAAUUAUAAUUAUCAAAUAAAAAUACAGAGUACACAAACAAAUAGUAUUUUGUGAUUAAAUAUUCAAAUGAAAUAUCUACUUAUGUGAACGAAGAUAGCCU